Patella vulgata (common limpet) is the source of this 1841-nucleotide messenger RNA. Its product is annotated as DNA damage-regulated autophagy modulator protein 1. The record is from RefSeq and is a predicted model, not a curated record. The transcript is spliced from 9 exons. Bases 120 to 1088 code for a protein of 322 amino acids. NCBI's taxonomy places the organism in Eukaryota, Metazoa, Mollusca, Gastropoda, Patellidae.
UUGAUAUCAAGCGACUGUCGUCUGCUAGUUAUUUAUUUUGUUGACGACUGUCAAAGAAAGAGGACGUGUUGUUAUUCGUUUAUAUAGAACAAUAAAUAAGGCAUUCGGUCGAUUUGAAAAUGGAAGAAAAUGCAUGUUUUUUGAAACAACAUGAUUUACGGGAUAAGAAACCCACAAAGGAACAGGAAGAAUACGAAGACAUGGCUUUGUGUUUUUUCUUCUUGAAGAGACGAAUUCAUUAUCUUCCUAUUCUGACGUCAUUGUUUAUUAUAGCUUCCUUUUUUAUAUCAUAUGCUGUAUCUGUGAGUCAAGGUCAUGUGGAACCAGAUUUUCCUUACAUCAGAUCUUGCUUUUCCAGUUAUACAGCCAUCAAAGUACCAGAAAGAUGUAUAUUUGCCCAGCUGAUAAACAUUGGAGCAACACUUUUGGCAUUUAAUGUUUAUAUUCGGUAUUUAACCAUGAAGGCAAUGUUAAUAGCAGCAAAACGACCACCAUGUGAUCGCAAGUACAAUGUAGCUACGUUGAUUAUGGGAUUUCUAUCAGCUCUUGGUCUCAGUAUGGUGGCUAAUUUCCAGACUGUUGAUAUCAAAGCUGCUCACUAUGUUGGUGCCGGUCUCGCCUUUGUACUUGGUACUGUUUACUGUUGGAUCCAGUCUUCAUUAUCAUGGAAAUUACGCCAUGCUUUAAAGAAUAGUUAUGUGGCCGUGUGGCAGUUUGUGAAUAGUGCCUUUCUUACCGCAUUCCUAAUAACAUUUAUCAUAUCUAAAGCUAUUUAUAAACUAAGCGAGUUAAAUGGUCUCGGAACAAAAUGGGAUACGUUACGAAUUCCCUACCUGAUCUCUACAGCAACAGAAUGGUUAACAGCAGGCGCCAUUGUCACAUUUGUCCUGACCUUUAUACCGGACUUUAAGAAAUCUGUUUUAAUUGGCCCAGUAGUUGAAUUGCCGCUAGAAAUAAUUACAACGAUAAACGAGUGCCCAUCUAUAAAUGGAUAUAACCCUAGUCCUAGCUCCAGUGUAAAUACCGAAUUAUUACCCAGUAAAAUAGACAAUAAUGGUUUCAUGUGUAAACGAGAGCCUAUCCUUUGAUUUUCUCCACCAGAUAUAAUUAUGUUUGUGGAACAUUAAACCAGCGAUUGUGCUUGUACACGCAAACAAUGAAAAUCGUCAUGGGUACGUUGUUUGACGAUGUGAGGCGAGGCGAUGUUUCAUGUGUAGAUCCGGUACCUUGGCUUGAAAUGGGACAUACCUUGUUAUGUAAAAAUACAAGGAUUCUUCAGCUGGAGGCGACGAGCGUGUUAUUUAUAUCAUUGAAAUCCCGCUAAAGCCGGAUUAACAUAUUUUGAUUAACAACAACGGGUAUUUUUGACCAGGCUACCAUAAUAAUCUUUCAUUCAUUUCUCUUAAAGACGUUUAACAAUGAAGUAUAAAUUGAAAUGAGUGGUCAGAGGUCCUUGCUUAAGUUCUUUUGCCACUAAUAGUCUCAUACAAAGUUCCAUGUAACUAAUUAAUUUCAAACUGAAAAAAUAUCCCUACUUAGUUUCCUGUGGGUUAUUUGUAUUGCAAGCAACUUUCUAUAGAAUGCCCCAGGUCAGCACAAGCACGAUUAACGGGCGAUAACUCCACUAGUAUUAUUAAACAUAGUUUCAGACAGAAAAUAAAAGAAAUACCUGUGAUUACGGUUACUCGACCGAUCCCUAAACUUGGCGUGAUUUUCAAGAAUCCUACUCUGUAAUUAAGCUAUAAAUGCAAGACAAUAUAGAUGAAACAAAUUCCACGAAAAUGAAAUAGUAAAAAAUUAAAAUUAUUAAUAAAUAAGGUGAUAAAAAGCUAAAAAUAAAA